Molecule: messenger RNA, 5376 nt
Organism: Bombina bombina (fire-bellied toad)
Lineage: Eukaryota; Metazoa; Chordata; Amphibia; Anura; Bombinatoridae
Gene: UPF1
Product: UPF1 RNA helicase and ATPase
Exons: 24
Biological process (GO): nuclear-transcribed mRNA catabolic process, nonsense-mediated decay
Cellular component (GO): cytoplasm
Molecular function (GO): ATP binding; zinc ion binding; RNA helicase activity
Source: RefSeq, a predicted model, not a curated record
UCGACUUGGCUGCGUAUUACGUCAUCUGCGGUGGUAGGUGCUCGCGGUAAGGCGGUUAGCUUUCCCCCUGAAAUUCGGUUAUUGCAGCUUGUGUGGGAUUUGGUACCGUUAUUCUGCGGUCGGCGAGAGAAAAAGCAGCACGUUUUCUAGCAGAUUAUCUACACGGUAACACAAUGAGUGUGGAGGCGUACGGGCCCAGCUCGCAGACGCUCACCUUCCUGGACACAGAGGAGGCCGAGUUGCUGGGGGCAGACACUCAAGGCUCGGAGUUUGAGUUUACCGACUUCACGUUACCAAGCCAGACACAGACUCAGGGACAGACGCAGAGUCAACUGGAUGGACAGGUUAAUAGCCCUGAGGGAAUCUUACAGAAUGGCACUGUAGAUGAUGCUGUUGGCAAAACUAGCCAGUUGUUGGGCGAGCUGAACUUUGAAGAAGAUGAAGAAGAUACCUAUUAUACUAAAGAUCUUCCAGUACAUGCAUGCAGCUACUGUGGGAUCCAUGACCCUGCUUGUGUCGUCUACUGCAACACCAGCAAGAAAUGGUUCUGCAAUGGCCGCGGAAACACUUCUGGCAGCCACAUUGUCAAUCAUCUUGUCAGAGCCAAAUGCAAAGAGGUGACUCUCCAUAAAGAUGGACCUCUGGGAGAGACUGUUUUGGAAUGCUACAACUGUGGGUGCCGUAAUGUCUUUCUCCUAGGGUUUAUUCCAGCUAAAGCUGACUCAGUGGUUGUGCUGUUAUGCAGGCAACCAUGCGCCAGUCAGAGCAGCUUGAAAGAUAUCAAUUGGGACAGCUCCCAGUGGCAGCCUCUAAUUCAGGAUCGCUGCUUCCUUUCGUGGUUGGUUAAGAUUCCAUCAGAACAAGAACAACUGAGGGCCCGGCAGAUUACAGCCCAGCAAAUCAACAAGCUUGAGGAGCUAUGGAAGGAAAAUCCUUCUGCAACUUUAGAGGAUCUGGAAAAACCUGGAGUUGAUGAAGAACCUCAACACGUAUUGCUUAGAUAUGAAGAUGCCUAUCAGUACCAAAAUAUAUUUGGACCCCUGGUUAAGCUUGAGGCCGAUUAUGACAAGAAGCUGAAGGAGUCGCAGACUCAAGACAACAUAACUGUGCGAUGGGACCUUGGCCUUAACAAGAAGAGAAUUGCAUACUUCACGUUGCCAAAAACAGAUUCUGAUAUGCGUCUAAUGCAAGGAGAUGAGAUAUGCCUUAGAUACAAAGGAGACUUGGCACCUCUGUGGAAGGGAAUUGGGCACGUUAUCAAAGUCCCAGACAAUUAUGGAGAUGAAAUUGCUAUUGAACUGAGAAGCAGUGUUGGUGCACCAGUGGAGGUUACUCACAACUUCCAAGUGGAUUUUGUGUGGAAGUCUACUUCUUUUGAUAGAAUGCAGAGUGCUUUGAAGACAUUUGCAGUGGAUGAAACCUCUGUUUCAGGUUACAUUUAUCAUAAACUUCUGGGGCAUGAAGUGGAAGAUGUGAUAAUAAAAUGCCAACUUCCAAAGAGAUUUACAGCACAAGGCUUACCAGACUUAAACCACUCAAGUGUCUAUGCAGUGAAGACUGUUCUACAACGCCCUCUCAGUCUUAUUCAAGGACCUCCGGGUACUGGAAAAACGGUGACAUCUGCUACUAUUGUGUAUCAUCUGGCUAGACAAGGAAAUGGCCCUGUCUUAGUUUGUGCUCCAAGUAAUAUUGCUGUGGACCAGCUAACUGAAAAGAUCCACCAGACUGGACUCAAGGUUGUUCGUCUUUGUGCUAAGAGCCGUGAAGCUAUAGACUCUCCAGUCUCCUUUUUGGCUUUGCAUAAUCAGAUUCGAAAUAUGGAAAGUAUGCCUGAGCUUCAGAAGUUGCAACAGCUGAAAGAUGAAACUGGAGAGUUGUCCUCAGCUGAUGAGAAACGUUACCGUGCUCUGAAGAGAACUGCUGAAAGGGAACUUCUUAUGAAUGCAGAUGUAAUUUGCUGUACCUGUGUUGGUGCUGGUGAUCCUAGGCUUGCAAAAAUGCAGUUUCGCUCCAUUCUUAUUGAUGAAAGUACUCAAGCCACUGAACCAGAGUGUAUGGUACCGGUUGUUCUUGGAGCAAAGCAGUUGAUACUUGUGGGUGACCAUUGCCAGCUUGGUCCUGUUGUGAUGUGCAAGAAAGCUGCCAAGGCAGGACUUUCCCAGUCUCUGUUUGAGAGACUUGUGGUUCUUGGAAUCCGUCCUAUACGUCUACAGGUUCAGUACAGAAUGCAUCCUGCAUUGAGUGCUUUUCCAUCAAACAUAUUCUAUGAAGGCUCUCUCCAAAAUGGUGUUACUGCAGCGGACAGAGUGAAGAAGGGAUUUGACUUCCAGUGGCCUCAGCCUGACAAGCCAAUGUUUUUUUAUGUGACCCAAGGACAAGAAGAAAUUGCCAGCUCAGGCACCUCUUACCUUAAUAGGUAACAAUCUUGGCUCAAGGAUAUGGAGGUAAUUGGUCUGAUGGUUCCAUGGACGUCCUCCCUUUACUCGAGUCCAUUUGAGAGCUCUGCGGUCAUGCAUGCUCAGUCAAUGGUGGGGUAUGGUGUAAUUAUUGUUGGAAAUCCAAAAGCUUUAUCUAAACAACCACUUUGGAACCAUCUUCUGAACUACUACAAGGAACAGAAAGUUCUAGUAGAAGGACCAUUGAACAAUCUUCGGGAGAGUCUUAUGCAGUUCAGUAAGCCGCGCAAACUUGUCAACACAAUUAAUCCAGGUGCUCGGUUUAUGACUACUGCCAUGUAUGAUGCACGUGAAGCCAUCAUCCCUGGUUCUGUUUAUGAUCGCAGCGGUCAAGGUCGACCUUCCAACAUGUAUUUUCAAACCCAUGAUCAGAUUGGUAUGAUCAGCUCGGGGCCCAGUCAUGUUACUGCCAUGAACAUUCCCAUACCAUUCAAUCUAGUCAUGCCUCCAAUCCCACCGCCAGGAUAUUUUGGGCAGACCAAUGGACCAGCUGCAGGGCGUGGUAUGCCUAAAGGAAAAACUGUUCGAGGUGGCCGCCAGAAACAACGGGGCAUUGGACUUCCUGGUAUGAGCCAAGGAAACAUGCCAAAUAGUCAGGCCAGUCAAGAUGUUGUGUCUCAGCCAUUUUCUCAAGGCCCUCUAACCCAGGGUUAUAUAUCAAUGAGUCAGCCGUCUCAAAUGAGUCAGCCAGGACUGUCCCAACCUGAAUUAUCACAGGAUAGCUACCUUGGUGAUGAGUUUAAAUCUCAGAUUGAUGUUGCGUUAUCGCAGGAUUCUACAUACCAGGGCGAGCGUGCAUAUCAACAUGGGGGUGUGACUGGAUUGUCACAGUACUAGAGUGUUGAAGACGAGCUAAGCCUGCGUGGAACUUAGUUCAUCCACAUUUUAUUCUGAGUAAUAAAAAAUAAAACGGAUACCUGUUUUCCACUGCUAAAACUGAAGCACCACUGUGAGAGCAACAGGAGAGAGAGGCACGAGAGAGGGAUAAAAAAAUAUCGAGAGCAAGAGAGAAAGCGAGUGAGACCACUGCAAGCACACUGAGACGAGGAGAACGGCAGAAGAGCAGGCUGUACAUCAGAGGAGCCACAUAAGCAUCAAUGGUUUUGGUAGUAAGAGGGGGGUAAUUAUCAUGAAGUUGACCUGAUGAAAGGCCAACUAAGCCUCUGUCCCCACCAUAGCUUUGGCAAGUACACAUCCCAAACUGUUCUUUGGGAGUCAUUUUAUCCAAGCUGGAGGAAAGCGAUACCUUAUCUCAGUUGUUGUUUUUUUUUUUUUUUGUUGUUUUUUUUAUGUGGGCUCCAGUAAAUGAGUCUUUUAAUCCAAAAAGAAUUACAGUAUUGCUGAGCAUUUGGAGAGGUCUGCUUCAAGAUGCAGGUUUGAUUUCCAAACUGGCUUCGAUUUACGAACAGAUGGUGAUAAUACCCUUCCACAUAAGGUUUUCACUACUGGACAGUUUAUAGAAAAUAUUUCUAGAUCUAAAGAAUGCUGGAUUUUUCCAGAUUAUAAUUGCGGUGGGUCUGAAAGUUGACGUAAAGCAUUGUGAGCUUGUAUGUUAGAAAUGCCGCCAUUAGCAGGGAGUUUCAACGUUAAUAUCCAGCAUACAUAAUGACUAGCCUCUCUUUCCUAAAGCAGUGUAGCAGAGCAAUGGAGUAUAAAAACUCCCUUAAAGAGAGGGGUUUUUCAGUGUUUUUCUGUAUGCUUUGAUUGGCUACUGUCUGGACUGUACUCCACAAAAUAAACCAAUCUUUGUUUAGAGUAAUUAUAUGCUUAAAAAGGGACUGGAUUCCUCUGCCCUUCGGCACCCACCCAUCAGAGAAAGACUAAAGCCAGCCUGAUGUCAACUCCCCUCCCAGCAAAGGAUGUUGUCGUGGAAAUUGGGGAUUAUAUAGGUUUGAAAGUAAAGUUUUUUUUCUCAAUAGUUUUUGAUACAGGUCAACAAGGAAAUGAAGCAGGCAGUGUGGAAGGUGGCACACAGUCAUUGUAUAUGACUGGAAGCAUAUUUGGUACUUUUUGUAGAGGACUGAAUGGAACUGGCCUUAAGUCAUUCCAUGCAAGGAAUCAAGUUUAUUACCUACAACUUCAUUACUUUUGAAAACAUAGUUGUAGAGAUGUACUAGAGCAAAGCAAUCCAGUUUCAAAAAAAAAAAUCCAGUUAUCAUAGUUUGUUAAAUGUUAGCUUUGCCAGACUUUAGCUUCUAAUGCUUUGUUUGGCCACCUUUUUUAAAUGUAAAAGCAAAAUAAAAAAAUACUCUCACUGUCCUGUUUAAGAGCCAACUACUCAGUUUGUUUUUAUUUCAAGUGGCCUUAACUUUUGGAACUUCAACUAAACUUUUUUUCCAAAUUAUUUUAGAGAUAUACCCAGUAAAUGAACAAAGUAACAUUUCAUCAUAAUACAAAUAUAUAUACUUUUCUUUGUGCAUUACUUGAUUGAAAACAAGUUAUGAAAGCGAUAUCGAACUAACAUUCCCUGUUUAUGUAGAUAUCCUGCAGCUUCCAAAUGAAGUCAUCUCAGAAAUUAAGCACAUUUUGUAGCUGCUAUUGUCCUGUUCAGGCGUUUACCGUGCAAUCUAUACAUGAGACUCUGGCCACCUUCCUGUAAGAUGGACUUUUUAUUUAUUAACAUUGCCGAAGGGCUGUUUUUAAUUUUUUUCCCUUCCCUAUACCCAUAUGAAUAGAUUCUGUAGAUAAGUGAAUAGCUAUGUAUAACCCUAUUUGUGCAAUUCUCAUGGAGUAAUAUAACCUCCCUUCAUCAUAGGCUGAAAUGCUUCUGCUAGCUAUUUUCAGUUUUUCCUGUAGCAGUUCUGAUUUUUAAAUAUUAAUGUUUGUGCUAGCACGAUCUAUUCUCCUUUUUGGUUUGUCAAAAAUUGUUUUAAAUCUAUUCGUCAUGAAUAAAAUGAUUAAUAAACAGUUCUUGAACUCA